Molecule: messenger RNA, 2905 nt
Organism: Motacilla alba alba
Lineage: Eukaryota; Metazoa; Chordata; Aves; Passeriformes; Motacillidae
Gene: GALNT6
Product: polypeptide N-acetylgalactosaminyltransferase 6
Exons: 11
Coding region: 287-2152 (621 amino acids)
Cellular component (GO): Golgi apparatus
Source: RefSeq, a predicted model, not a curated record
GGGACGAGACCGGACAGAGGUUCCGCUGCUGAGCCCCCCGCUCUGCUCUAAGGGAGUCUGGGGGUCUCAGUGCCGGGCCCUUGCCGGGAAAGGGGGUCCCGGGGUCCCGGUGGGCGUCCCCUGCCCCAGGGAAAGGAGGUCCGGCGGUCGCGGGGGUCGCGGUGCGGCGCCCCUCUCUGCGGUCACUGGAGCAAAGCAGGACACCGCGAUGCACCCGGAGCCCCCACAUUCCUGAACCCCCCAGCCCAGCCCGGAGAACCCCCCAAAAACGCCCCAAAAGCCCAAAAUGAGGCUGUUCCGCCGCCGCUACAGCACCUUGAAGGUGGCCUUGGCGGGCGCCGUCUUCGUCCUUUUCCUCUUCAUCCUCCAGAAGGACGUGGGGAGCAAGGACCCGGGCGAGGAGCCGUGGCUGCGGAACAUCGUGCAGGGCAAGGACCAGGUGCUGGACCUGAUGCUGGGCGCCGUGCGGGACCUGCGGGACUCGAUGCCGCGGCUGCAGAUCGGGGCCCCGGAGCCGCCGCCGGAGCCGCUGCCCAGCGCCCGCUCCUGCCUGCCCGGCGUCUACACCGCGGCCGAGCUGCGGCCGCUCAUGGAGAGGCCCCCCCAGGACCCCGCCAGCCCCGGGGCCGACGGAAAAGCCUUCAAGAAGGAUCGCUGGACGCCCGAGGAGACGAAGGAGAAGGAGCGGGGCUAUGAGAAGCAUUGCUUCAACGCCUUCGCCAGCGACCGCAUCUCCCUGCAGCGAGCGCUGGGGCCCGACAGCCGCCCCCCCGAGUGCAUCGACCAGAAGUUCAAGCGCUGCCCUCCCCUCCCCACCACCAGCGUGGUGAUCGUGUUCCACAACGAGGCCUGGUCCACGCUGCUCCGCACGGUCUACAGCGUCCUGCACUCGUCCCCCGCCCGGCUGCUCCGCGAGGUCAUCCUGGUGGACGAUGCCAGCACGGACGAGUACCUGAAGGAGGAGCUGGAUCGCUACGUGGAGCAGCUGCAGAUCGUGCGCGUGGUGCGGCAGCGGGAGCGCAAGGGGCUCAUCACGGCGCGACUGCUGGGCGCCAGCGUGGCCAGCGGGGAGGUGCUGACCUUCCUGGAUGCCCACUGCGAGUGUUUCCACGGAUGGCUGGAGCCGCUCCUGUCCCGCAUCGCCGAGGAGCCCACGGCCGUCGUGAGCCCCGACAUCGCCACCAUCGACCUCAACACCUUCGAGUUCGCCAAGCCUGUCCAGAACGGGAAGCAGCACAGCCGGGGCAAUUUCGACUGGAGCCUGACUUUCGGCUGGGAGGUCGUUCCCGCGCGGGAGAGGCAGCGCAGGAAGGACGAGACCUUCCCCAUCAAGUCCCCGACCUUUGCAGGUGGCCUCUUUGCCAUCUCCAGGUCCUACUUCGAGCACAUCGGCUCCUACGAUGACCAGAUGGAGAUCUGGGGGGGUGAGAACGUGGAAAUGUCCUUCAGGGUGUGGCAGUGCGGGGGACAGGUGGAGAUCAUCCCCUGCUCCGUCGUGGGCCACGUGUUCCGCUCCAAGAGCCCGCACACCUUCCCCAAGGGCACGCAGGUGAUCUCGCGGAACCAGGUGCGCCUGGCCGAGGUCUGGAUGGACGACUACAAGGAGAUCUUCUACCGCCGCAACCAGCAAGCCUCCCAGAUGGCCAGAGAGAAGACGUUUGGUGACAUCACAGAGCGGCGCAGGCUGCGGGAGCGGCUGCACUGCAGGAACUUCACCUGGUACCUGCAGAACGUCUACCCCGAGAUGUUCGUGCCCGACCUGACCCCGACGUUCUACGGGGCGAUAAAAAACGAGGGCACCAAGAGCUGCCUGGACGUGGGGGAGAACAACCACGGUGGGAAACCUCUCAUCAUGUACCCCUGCCACGGGCUGGGGGGCAACCAGUACUUCGAGUACACGAGCCAGCGGGAGCUGCGCCACAACAUCGGCAAGGAGCUGUGCCUGCGCGGGGCCGCGGGCACGGCCGAGCUGGGCGAGUGCCAGUUCCGAGGGAAGCCCGGCCGGGUGCCCGCCAGCGAGGAGUGGGACCUGGCGCAGAACCGGCUGAUCAAGAACUUGGCCUCGGGGAUGUGCCUGACGGCCCGGGGGAAGCACCCGGCGCUGGUUCCCUGCGACCUCACGGACCCGCACCAGCUCUGGUCCUUCACCUAAAAGGGAGCGGAGCCCCCGGCCACGCUCAGGAAACCAGGAUCCAAAAAAAACUCCCUCGUUCGCUUUAAUUUAAGAAGUGAAAGCCUUAAAUAUGCUGCAUUUCGUGGUUGCCUUGAGCUGAACCGCGUGCCUUUGGGAGCCGGGCUCUGCCGGGGCAGCCCAGGGACCCCGAAACGCGGCGGGGACGCUCCUGCGGACGCUCCGCGGCAGGCGCUGCUCGUCCUCCCCAUCCCGGCUCCAGCCAGAGACUCUUCAGUUCGCGUCGGGCAUUAAGAGCGUGGGCGCGCCUCCCCAGAUGCGGAAUGUGGGAUGUGGGCGGGGAAAUCCGGCGAGGAGGAGGAUGGGGAUCGUGGGGCUGCUCCCGUCGAGGGGGGAUCGGGGCUUGCGGUGGCCCCUGGCGGGCAAUGGGAGAAGUUGGGAUCGGUGCCUUAGGAAUCACGUUGCAUUUGGAGACGGGAGGAAGUUAGAUUCUGGGUUUUAUUAUUGUUAUUAUCACAUGAUGAUGAUUCCUGGGUGCGAUUCUGCUUCUGCUGAGCAGGAGGAGUUUUCCCUGGAUGGCACCACAGAAUCCUUCUGAACAGGAUCCCGGGUGCCACAUCUCCUCUGUUCCAGAUUUCUUGUCUAUCCCAACUUCUGUAGCUGCCGCUUUCGUUGCCCCAUCGUUUAUAGUGGGGAAAAAUCCUCCUGGACAUGGCAGGAGGGGGGAGAACCUGUCCUAGACAUUCAACCUAAAUAAAGAGAUGAUUUAUUUUA